Phaethon lepturus (White-tailed tropicbird) is the source of this 1370-nucleotide messenger RNA. It is a transcript of the gene SLC16A1, whose product is annotated as solute carrier family 16 (monocarboxylate transporter), member 1. The transcript has 3 exons. Gene Ontology annotation, cellular component: membrane. Lineage: Eukaryota; Metazoa; Chordata; Aves; Phaethontiformes; Phaethontidae. The record is from RefSeq and is a predicted model, not a curated record. Gene Ontology annotation, biological process: monocarboxylic acid transport; transmembrane transport. The annotation marks the transcript as partial. Gene Ontology annotation, molecular function: monocarboxylic acid transmembrane transporter activity.
UCCUUUGCAGAUCUUUGAACCCCAACUGAGUCAUCGCCAGCUUGGUUCAAGAUGCCACCGGCCAUUGGAGGCCCUGUGGGAUACACUCCUCCAGAAGGAGGGUGGGGAUGGGCCGUUGUCAUCGGAGCCUUCAUCUCCAUUGGAUUUUCCUAUGCCUUCCCCAAAUCCAUCACUGUGUUCUUCAAAGAGAUUGAGGUCAUCUUCAAUGCAUCUAGCAGCAAAGUCUCAUGGAUCUCAUCCAUCAUGCUGGCUGUUAUGUAUGCAGGAGGUCCCAUCAGCAGCAUCCUGGUGAACAAAUACGGCAGCCGGCCCAUCAUGAUCGCUGGUGGCUGCCUCUCCGGGUGCGGGUUGAUUGCAGCCUCAUUUUGCAACACGGUGGAGGAGCUCUACUUCUGCGUUGGGGUUGUGGGGGGCCUUGGACUCGCGUUUAACUUGAACCCAGCCUUAACCAUGAUCGGCAAGUACUUCUUCAAGAAGCGUCCCCUGGCUAACGGACUGGCGAUGGCGGGCAGCCCCGUGUUCCUCUCCACUCUGGCACCUGUGAACCAGCUCUUCUUUGGCAUAUUUGGUUGGCGCGGCAGCUUCCUCAUCCUCGGUGGUCUCUUGCUGAACUGCUGUGUUGCCGGAUCCCUGAUGCGGCCCAUAGGCCCCAAGCCAGAUCAGCUGAAGAAAGAGGCCACUAAGGAGGUGCUGCAGGAAGCUGGGAAAGCGGUGAAAAAGGAUGAUGGUGACACCAGCACAGACCUCAUUGGUGGGAAGACCAAGAAACAGAAGAGCACAUUCUUCCAGACAAUCAACAAGUUCUUGGACCUGUCCCUGUUCACACACAGGGGCUUCCUGCUCUAUCUGUCGGGCAAUGUGAUCAUGUUCUUUGGGCUGUUCACUCCCUUGGUCUUCCUCAGCAAUUAUGCUAAGAGCAAGAAGAUUGCUAAUGAGUCUGCAGCCUUCCUACUCUCCAUCCUGGCCUUCGUAGACAUGGUGGCCAGACCUUCCAUGGGACUGGUGGCAAACACAAAGUGGAUCAGACCCAGAGUCCAGUAUUUUUUUGCCAUCUCUGUGAUUUACAAUGGGGUGUGCCACCUCUUGGCCCCCAUGUCCACCACCUAUGCUGGCUUCUGCAUUUAUGCUGGCUUCUUUGGCUUUGCCUUUGGCUGGCUGAGCUCAGUCCUAUUCGAGACCCUGAUGGACCUGGUGGGAGCACAGCGGUUCUCCAGUGCUGUCGGCCUGGUGACCAUCGUGGAGUGCUGCCCUGUGCUUCUGGGACCCCCUUUGCUAGGUAGGGUGUGCUGUGUCUGGGGUGCUCUGCCCAUCCUUGCUGAGUGGUGGCAGGUCCCCCUGAGCCGUGAGCAGCCCUCAGCACUGGGGCAAGG